GAGUGAACAAUGAGAAAAGGAAAAGAUGGAAACUUGUUGAUAUUUGGUCGAAGACUCCAAGUGGAAGGCAUAUAGUUGAAGCCUACACUUUGUUUCCCAAAACCGUUCAGUGUUUAAAGAGCUAUGCAGACUCUUCUGCUGCCGGCAGCUCGCUCCGGCGUCGCACCACCAACUCCACGUUGCACGGCGGCUGUUUCUAGGACCUUGCCGUCUGAUAAUGCCCGUUCAUUCAUCCGCUUCAGCAGCACUCCUGAUCCUCAUUCAUCACUAUCUUCGUUUAAAUUACCCACAACUUUAGCUCUAUCUUACUUAAUUGUCAGUAAUCGCAGCAGGAGAACCCUAGCUUCCCCUCCCAUUGCUGCGGCUUUUAGUUCUCCGACUGAUGAGUCUGAAAAGGCCAAACUUGCUCAGGUUUCGAAGAGAUUAGAGAAUACUUCUAGGUAUUUCAAGAGAUUGGGAAGCUUUGGAUUUUGGGGACAGCUAGUUUGCACAGUUGUUGCUGCUGUGAUCCUUUCAUUUUCCAUUGUUAUUACUGGGAAGGUUACAUCGCCUGCUACCUUUUAUGCAACUGCAGGAGGUAUUGCAGCCGCAUUCAUUUCCGUGUUUUGGUCAUUUGGCUAUAUUCGGUUAUCUGAUAAACUUCGGAGAACAGCCAAUGAUCCUUCAAAGGCACCUCCUCGAGCUGAUGUUGUAAGAAGCCUGAAAAAUGGUAUAGGUUUAAAUCUCUUGGGCAUGGGUGCUGCUAUACUCGGUAUGCAAGCGACAGUAGGUUUAUUGGUGGCCAAAGCUCUUACGACUUCAGCUACUCCAUAUUAUCAGGGUAUCCCUCCUGGGAACAGUCCGGUUCUUGCCUUGGAUGUGUUCUUGGUGCAGGCAUCUGCGAACACCAUACUUUCACAUUUUUUAGGGUUAGCCUGCUCCUUGGAGCUAUUGCGCUCGGUCACGUUGCCACCUUCAGAAAAUGUCCCGAUUCCUAAGAUGGCAUGAGCUGGAUGAUUAAGCACAUAGGCAUGAGCUCUUCGACUGUUGCCUAUGAAAUUGUAUCAAGCUAGACCCUUUAUUUUAUCCACAUGUAGAGGAGUGUUCCGGGCUCAAUUGUGUGUUAGAGUUUGUUCCCUUCAUCCAAACGUGCAUAGAUCCUCAGCUAGCAUUUGCAAAAGCAAAAUAAUAUUUUCAUUCUUUUCCCUGUUUGAAAAGUUGAGUCACACUUAUGCAACCGCUGCUUUCUUUCACUCUGA
Messenger RNA from Sesamum indicum (sesame), 1238 nucleotides. RefSeq names its product translocon at inner membrane of chloroplasts 21 (gene TIC21). The record is from RefSeq and is a predicted model, not a curated record. NCBI's taxonomy places the organism in Eukaryota, Viridiplantae, Streptophyta, Magnoliopsida, Lamiales, Pedaliaceae.